AUGGCGUCCCGGAGGCUUGAGGUGAUCUGGGGCUUGCAGCGGGGCGCAGGGUUCAUGGCGUCCCAGGGGCUUGAGAGGAUCCUGAGGCUCGAGGUGUCUGCAGAGUUCAUGGUGUCCUGGGGGAUGGAGGGGAUCCUGGGGCUUUCAGCUUAUGUUACUGUAACUAUUGAAGAGGACAGUGAUGAUGCUGAUGUUGUGAUAGUAGACGAUUCUGAUGCAGAGGUUACUGAGAACACAGUUUCCAGUGAUGAUAUGUUGACUAUACAACCAGAUUUUGAAGGCGACAAUGAUACCUCUGAGGAACCAUCCCAAUUGUCAUAUGGAGUUGAAGGUUUAGCAGAGCUAGGUGACCAAGCAGUUUCACAAAUGAACCGUCUAGCAAAUUUAAGAAGACAUGGCGCCUACUCAGCGGAAACGGAGUUCAUCCCGUUGUGCAAAAAAAGCCGAUCAUGUAUUCCAGGAGAGGAUAACAUGGAUUCUAUGGGAGAUGGUAGCCCAUCUUUACCUGUGGAAAGGCAGGAAGACAAUGCCGGGACCAACCCUGUAGGAACAUCUCUUCAGUCAGCAGCACUCCCUGAACUGCAGCAGCCGGUCCUCAGGGAGAGUCCACCACUGCCCAGAAUUGUCUCCACAUACUCAUUAGAGCCGUGUUUCACACCACGCAGCCCGUCUCUUGGGCUUCCUGUUCUAUCCUCCUAUCUCAGUGAAGGUGCCAAAAGUACCAACAGUGUUGUCUCAUCUGCCCAGGCUACUGUAGCAGUACCUGUAGCAGUUCUGCCACAAGGAGAACCCAGUCUGGCAGAUACCUCUGAGACAGUGAACUACUCAACUAUAAUGGGAAAUAACAGCAUGGGCCCAGACACUGCCUUGCCAUUUCUCUGCAUCCCUCCCAAUACUGAAGUGUCAGGAAAGGCAGAAACCAGCCUUGGAAACAGCACUGAGUCAAGGUACUAUCCAACUUUUUUGGGAAAUGACAGUGGCCAGGAUACUGCCUCUUCAUCUAUCUUCAUCCCUCCCAGUUUUGCAUUUGAAAAAGUUAUACUAACAGAAAUGCCGGGAAAAGCAGAAACCAGCGUGGAAAACAGCUCUCAGACAAUGUAUUACCCAACUUUGGUGGGCAAUGAGAGUGGCCCAGAUGCUGCCUCUUCAACUCUCUCCAUUCCACCCAAUUUUGAAUCCGGCAGAGAAAUGGGUUGUGAGGAAAUGAAUUAUCCAACGGUACAGGAAAAUGACAGCGACGAAGAUACUGAUUCAGAAAAUUCCUUCCUCACUGCUGGUUUAGAAAUAUUGGAGAAAGCAGAAAGCAGCCUGAAAGAUUACACUCAGAUGAAAUACCCAGUUUUGUUGGACGGUGACAGUGAAAUAUUGGAGAAAGCAGAAAGCAGCCUGAAAGAUUACACUCAGAUGAAAUACCCAGUUUUGUUGGACGGUGACAGUGAAAUAUUGGAGAAAGCAGAAAGCAGCCUGAAAGAUUACACUCAGAUGAAAUACCCAGUUUUGUUGGACGGUGACAGUGAAUCCGGCACAGAAAUGGGUUGUGAGACAAUGAAUUAUCCAACGGUACAGGAAGAUGACAGCGACGAAGAUACUGAUUCAGAAAAUUCCUUCCCCAACCCUGGUUUUGAAAAGAGCCCUGAGACAGCAAAUUUUCCACUGUUAUUGGAAAACAGCAGUAGCCAAGAUAUUUCCUCAUUAUGUCACUGCAUUCCUCCCAGUUUUGGAUAUCUUGGUGAUCCAAGAAGAAAUGUCAGGAUGCUUGAUAUUCAUUUGAUGAUUGCACAGAAGGAGGCCAAACCUAAGCAUGCAGCCCGCUACUUGGUUCGUAUUUUGUUCUCCAAGGAAAUCAUGAUUGCCAGCUCUGUAGCUGUCAAUUCCCAAGGCCACCAACCCCUGGAUCCAAACAAAAUGGCUGCAAUAAGAGAACAUCUGGCAGCAGUUUUUCCCAACCAUGAUUUACGUGAAUGUGGAAAAGACUGGCAAGACUGUAUUUCCGAUAUCAAUUCUCUGAUCUGCUAUUUAUGUUCCCAAAGAACACCCAAAACUGUUAACAACAAUAUAGAGCCUACCAACCCCGAUACAGAUUCGAAGGAUAAAAGGGAUGGUGAUGACAGUGAAAGUAGUUCCCUGUUAUCUCAGCAAGCAGCUGGCUCAGAAACAAGAGAAAAUGGGAAUUCUCAGCAGAACAGCAGUGCUCUCCCUGAAGGAAUUAAAGAACCUUCCACUGAUAAUUCAACGGUAUCUUAUGAAACACUGGAAUAUCUUGGAAAUCCGUGUAGAAAUAUACAGAUGCCAAAAUCAGUUCUGAAUAUAGCAAAAGCGAAGUCUCUCCCAGAGCUGUCAGCCAGAUACCUUAUUCGCAACCUGUUCACAGAGGAAGUCCUGAUAAAAAGUAAUGUCUCUGGCACUCUGGGGCGUGGCACAUACAUCCUUAACGCCAAUAAGAUGAACGCUCUCCGAGAGUUUCUCCAAGACAUCUACCCGACUUAUGAUCUAUCAGAAACUGGAUAUGACUGGGAAUUGUGUGUGACAGCUAUCAAUAGUUGUAUUCGUAGUCUUAGAUAUGACCACAGGAAGUCCACAUCCAAAUCACAGCCGCCUCCAGCAACGACUCCUUCGACAGAGUCAGAGCCAAGAGAUACUGGCUUAGCUGACUGA
Messenger RNA from Physeter macrocephalus (sperm whale), 2655 nucleotides. RefSeq names its product BEN domain containing 2 (gene BEND2). Bases 1 to 2655 code for a protein of 884 amino acids. NCBI's taxonomy places the organism in Eukaryota, Metazoa, Chordata, Mammalia, Artiodactyla, Physeteridae. Gene Ontology annotation, molecular function: DNA binding. The record is from RefSeq and is a predicted model, not a curated record. The transcript is spliced from 17 exons.